Molecule: messenger RNA, 210 nt
Organism: Prunus armeniaca (apricot)
Lineage: Eukaryota; Viridiplantae; Streptophyta; Magnoliopsida; Rosales; Rosaceae
Source: the annotation of a GenBank genome assembly
AUGGAUUCUCUCAAACCCAGAUCUCAAAGUUUUGCAAAACUUGCCCAGAAAUGGAAUUCGAUUGAGCUGUACUUGGGGUUUCAUCUUUUUGGAAGAAUCAAAGAGGUUCUCAGUGUUAGAUUCACAAACUUUGGUUUGCACAAUAACGAAACGGAGGGAUUAAAAGCAAUUGGGCAAGAUGAUGGCUGUGAUGUAGAGGGGGUGGGGUAG